Molecule: messenger RNA, 1835 nt
Organism: Durusdinium trenchii
Lineage: Eukaryota; Dinophyceae; Suessiales; Symbiodiniaceae
Source: the annotation of a GenBank genome assembly
GUCAGUUCAUAGUAGACCAGCUUGGCUCCGAGAAUUCCCAGACCAAUGCGCUGAAUGCGACCAGCCUUCAGACAUGGUACGAGGACUACGCCAAGAAGCGGGCUGCCAUGGGUGUGCAUGUGAACUUCAAAGAGGUGCAGUGCAUCCUCUUCAACCUUUUGGCAGCUGCUGACUUGGACCUGGACAGUGCAGACACCAUGAAUCAGCUCCAGCCAAUGUUUCCUGUGCUUGACCGUGGAUGGAUGGUGCCGGUUCAUGGUGCUCAUGGCAAAGAAUUGAAUGCCGAAGCCAGGCUUCGUAAAGUCAUCGAUGAAUUCCAGGAAAGCCCAGGUUUCCUUGCCCGAUGGGCCCUUGAUGAAGCCCGCAUUCAAUCGAUUUUGAACGUGGUGAUUGGUACCUCUCCUGGCACCCGGGAACUUAUGCGUGGCCAUCUUCACCGGAACAAAUGGAACGAAUCAUGCUUUUCGUCAGAUGUCCUUCGCAGACCUCGCUGGCUCUUGAGUGCCUCCUUGAAGGGGUCCACAGAGAACUGGAAACAAGUCUUGACUGUGGAUUCUGACAAGCAAGAAGCGUUCAUGCGGCUUGUCAUCCACCAAUUCAGUGAGAAGACCAGGAAGGUUCGAGCUACUCAGAAAGGUCGCAUGCGGCUUUCCCCUGCUGACUGGGAUGCUUACUGCAACUUCGCUUGCGUGUUCGGAGCAGUGAAGCAAGAGGCGGCUCGGUUGGGGUCCAAGAAAGCUGAUUGCCUUGAGAACUUGGACAAAGCGUUCUUGGCCUUGGAUUACUUUGAUGAAAUCCAAGCUUCGAUCAACAUUGCUUCAAGUGAGUGGAAGAUUCAGAACCUCUGUGUUUGGAAUGACUUGGUGGUGGAGACCGUGGCUGUCACACAGGGUCAUGGCCCAUCUGAUGAUCGCUCGGUGGAGGAAUAUGAGGUGGGUGUGGAUGAAGUUGCCUUUGUAGCAUGGACCGACUACACGAAGCUUGGGGUCUUCAACCAGGCUAUUCCGGAGAGUGACUAUGUCUGCCCAUCUGCAGGCCUUCAGUCCAAUGAUCAAAGGCGCAAUUGGACGGACUAUCAGGAAACUGCCCAAUGGCUGGGAGGCAUCGACAUGCCCAAGAAGAUGCUUGAUGCCCUUGGACUUGGUGGGAAGAAGGCAAUCCUGUUCCACAGCACGCUGUAUGAUGGUGCGCUGGAGCGAGCUGCCAUUGACCUUGGCGUGCCAACGUUUGGGAUUUCCUGUGAUCUGAAUGCAAUCAAGCUGUCCACAAAGUCAGUUCGCAACAUGCUCCUGGAGGAAUGGAAAGCAGGACAUGGCAAGGCCGAGUAUGGCGGCGUCAAGUUUGUGGCCCAGCCAGAUGCCGCUGCUGAUGAUGGAGAAGCCGAGCCCACUCUGCAGUUGUGCAAAAUUCUUGGAGAGGGGGGUGAGAAAGUCCUGUCUGUGCCCACGGAUGUUCGCCAGAAGUGGCUUGCAGAUCCAUCGCAUGCACCAGAGUGGAGGUGCUUGUUGCGCAGGUUUGAUGCCAAACAUGGAGUAGCACCUGUUCCGCACGAGGGCCAGCUGGCCAUCCAGGCCCCAGCUGCCGAGAAUGGAGCCCCGUCUCCUGAUGCUGGUUGGGGCACGAUCUUCGCAGAUGAUCCCAAGACCAUUGCAGCUUUGGAGCAAAAGUUCCCAAAAAUUGCUGCUAGCUUUACGCUUUCUGAAGGUGAUGGUCUCGUUUGCUAUGUUGUUGAAGGGCCUCAGAUCUUUGUGGCUGCACCAACCAAUGCUGGGAGCUUGCUGGGGUCCCAAGUGAUUUUGGGCCACGGUGGUGGAAUUUGGCUUUUGGACGCCAAA